Messenger RNA from Drosophila persimilis, 3451 nucleotides. RefSeq lists its product as uncharacterized. Gene Ontology annotation, molecular function: ATP binding; MAP kinase activity. Lineage: Eukaryota; Metazoa; Arthropoda; Insecta; Diptera; Drosophilidae. The transcript has 9 exons. Gene Ontology annotation, biological process: protein phosphorylation; intracellular signal transduction. Bases 665 to 3451 code for a protein of 928 amino acids. Gene Ontology annotation, cellular component: nucleus; cytoplasm. The record is from RefSeq and is a predicted model, not a curated record.
AAAAAAACACAAAAUAUUUCCCUUUCUUUCUAUAGUAAAUUCAGUUCUUUUUGGUAAAUUUGAGAACCCACGUGCUAGCCAGAGCCUGCAGGCCGCGUCGACUGUAUCGGGUCGUCGGUCACUCAUCAAUCAUCCAUCAUCCAUCAUCAAGGAACAAUAUAUUUUAUAUUCCACGAAAACUCCGAGAAAGUAAGGAUGCGUUUGACCCACGAGUGAAAGGUGCAAAUUGAAUUGUCCGCGCGCUGCCCCAAAGAAAAAGCGAACGGGGUAAGGAUUGGACUCUUGGAUCCACCUAUUGGAUCCCCACCAGUUCGAAGACGCCACCACCGCCUCAACGGAUAGGGGUUCUGUGUUUGUUAUCAUUUUGUUCGUUAUUGUUGCAGUCAAACAUCAAACAGCACCACUUAUAUCGAGCUAGUUUUCCCAUCAGCACCAGUCCACCACCUUAGUGGGUCUGGGCUCUCCAGCAGCCACACACAGCUACACACACACAAAUCCAAUCAGGCUGGAGGAAAACACUCGGGGAAAGCACACGCGGAAACGGCGGAUUCAGAUCCGCAAAUGAGCGAGUGAGUCCAUUCCAAAGUAGAGGACAACAGAGGCCAGAGGCAAUACACCACAAAUUAGCAGCAGAAGCGGAGCCGGAGUCCAGAGCGUGAGUCCGAUGGCAAACAAAUCAAAGACGGAAUCCAACUAUGAACUGGACAAGAACGUGACGGCAAUUUUCGAUGUGCGAAAGGCCUUGGGCAAGGGUGCCUAUGGGAUUGUGUGGAAGGCCAUCGACAAGCGGCAAAGGGAUACAGUGGCCCUGAAGAAGAUCUACGAUGCGUUUCGCGACACGACCGAUGCCCAGCGCACAUAUCGGGAGGUGAUCUUCCUGCGGGCCUUUCGCCAUCAUCCGAACAUCAUCCGACUCUUGGGGAUAUACAGGGCCACCAACAAUAUGGACUUCUAUUUGGUGUUCGAGCACAUGGAAAGCGAUCUGCACAUUGUCAUCAAGAAGAGGGACAUCCUCAAGGACAUCCACAGGCAGUUCGUAAUGUACCAGUUGGUCAAUGCCAUAAAGUACGUUCAUUCGGGCAACGUCAUCCACAGGGAUCUGAAGCCCAGCAACAUACUGAUCGACAGCAAGUGCAGACUGAAGGUGGGGGACUUUGGACUGGCGCGCACGGUUUUGGUAAAGCCCAGCGAAAGAGGGACUGGCGACGCCACCGGCCUCCACGACGCCCCUACUGAGAAUGAUGGCAUGAUGUCCGACUACGUGGCCACGCGCUGGUAUCGUGCCCCCGAGAUACUCGUGGGUUGUCGCAGGUACACUAAGGCCGUCGAUAUGUGGAGUCUGGGCUGCAUCCUGGGCGAGAUGAUAACCGAACAACCGAUCUUCCAGGGCAGCAGCACCAUCAAUCAGAUGGAGAAAAUAUUGUCUGCCCUGCCGAAUGUGACCCAGCGUGAGAUAGACGAUAUUGGAACCCGAUUCGGGACUUCGCUGCUCUGCCGGUCGAUCCGACGCGACUACCAGCACUCCCUGAACGCCAUGUGUCGCGGCUGCGACUCCGACGAGAUUGGUUUCACCACCUCGCUGCUGAUGCUCGAUCCGAAAGACCGGAUCACGGCCAACAAGGCCCUCAAGCAUCCGUUUGUGAGCUCCUUUCGUUGCCCCUCGGCGGAGAUGGAAAUGCGACUGAAUGUGCAGCCGCCGCUGCGCGACGAUUACCGCUUCGCGCUGGACGACUAUCGUAACAGUCUGUACGGGAUGAUCUCCAAGGAGUUGGGUACCGGCCAUCGCAUUACCCAGUCCUGUAGGACCCCGACCACGGUGCCAAGGGAUUCAGCUGCUCUACGGGAACUGCCCUUCGGGUGCCGAACCAGUGCAUUGGGCAGUAUGCGAAAGCCAUGUGCACUCGCGCCGAACACCCCACGAAAUAACCAGAAUAGGAUCUGUGCGGAGCCCCAGCGGAAGUGUACCAAUGCGUGUUGCAAAGUGCAGCAGUUAUACUCGCACUCCCAAUCGCACCCCCACUCCCUAGGCCAGGCUCAAGCGCACAGUCAGUCUCUGGAGGAGCUGCCAAGGCGGCCUCAUUACCACAAGCACAGCUCUCAUUUCGGGUUCAAGGGGCACACUCACUCACCGCCGACCCCUCCGCAGAGGGUAGACGGAGAGCGAACCCAGCACAAGGGCCAUCGAUCGCAUGUGCCAGCCGAGCAACGGGAGUUGCGGGAGCACGAGCGUCCAGUGGUAGUAACGACACCGCGUGUGGUAGCCCAGCCAAAGGUAAAGGAAAAGGCUCGAGCCUAUGUAGAGACACAAGCCACAGGCAAGCAUAAGCCGAAAGUCCUCGAGCUGGGAACACAUGACUGGGUCGAGAAGUUUAGUCCAGCCACCUUGGCUGGUUCUCAGGAUGCUAGAGAGCCCCAGGGCGAGGCCGGCCUCCUGAAGCCGCCCAAGGCAAGAAGUUCCAAGCAGAAGCACAGAGAGCAGCCGAAGACAGUUCAAACCAGUGUCAAGCUCGAGCACGAGGCCAUAGUCGUCCAGAAGGAACCGCAGGACAUAGUGAACCAUAACCAGAACCCCGACCCGAACCCGAACCCGAACCUAAGCCAGCGGAAAGUGAGGAAGCGGGAGAAGGAACUACUGCAGGCGCUACCGGGCAGGCGCUCGGACAACACAAGGAACGAGAAGAGCUUUCUUCUCGAGGCACUGCUGCGGCGGAAACAGCGCGAAACAAAUUCCCUGGAUCCCGAUAUGGAUGCCAAAGUGCAAGCGAAUUUGGAUAGACUCCAGGCCGAGAGGAAAAAGAUGCAGAAGAAGAUCCUUAAGUAUGCGGCGGAAACCGGACUGAUGAUCAUCAACGAAAAUUCGAAGAAUAACGGCUCAGACCGCUCCAAAACGGUAUAUUCUUCAGACUCCGAGGCCUAUUUUACACCCACAUCUCGUAAGACGGUGGUAAAGAAGACACUGAUUAAGAAAUAUAACGGCAACCGGGACGUAAAGCACCACGGAAAUAACAUUACGGAGCUCCACGAAUCCACCUCGUCCUACAAGUUCAAGAAACAGCAGCACGAUGUCUUCGAUGCAUCGGAAAAAGGCGAGCAGCAGGUGGGCGACGCUAAAGAUUUUUUGGAGGCAAAGUACUGCCUAACCCAUGAGCUCCCUCGCCACGAGAUGGAAAAAGAUAGAUACGAUUCCAUAAUCCCUUCAGGAGUUCGCCACUCGCCAGACGAUUCAUUCAACACUAGACCUACACCUGGCAAACAGCACACAAUCCUGAAGCCCAUGUAUUUGGAUUUGUUUUCGACUCUGGCAUCGGCACCGGCUCCGGUACAGACCCUGCCCUCGAGCCACACAGUGAAGGAGCCCCGUCGCAGGAAGCAUAUUUCUGGAGAUAACUUCCAGCCCCUGCAUCAGCGACACAUCAGCGAGAUCCAGGCGACUCGCAUCAAUGACGACUAG